AAGGUUUAGCGCAAAUUUCAUCCACUCACUUGGCUAGAUGACAUUUGGCAUUAUGAUUGAUGUCAGUUCGUGAUGGAAAGUCAAAAUCUAGUUCUUAACCCUAACGACCAACUGUUAACCGUGAUUUUUAUUUCUGACACCAAUUUCUAACCCUCAUUUAAUCCUUAUAGGUAGGUGGACAAUGUGAAGGUCAUUCUUGCGCUGCUUUAAGGUCACUUAAGUAGGAGUAAAGCGAAUGAACCUCUCAACUGAUCAACCGUAUGAUUUCACAGAAGCAGCAGAAGAAAUAGAAGUUCUCUCUGCUAUAUAUGGAGAGGACUUUUUUAUCUUGGAGCCUGAGAACAGGUAAAUUUAUUGUUAAUUAUAUGGAGUCAUAGAGUCUACGAGAUAAGGAUCGACUCGAAAAUGGGUGAUACUACUAACAAGGAACAAAUUAUCCUGAAAUUCCAGCAAGUCGCUGGCUAUCCUUCGAUCAAUCCAGUAAAAUAUGAGUUCGUAUUGUGAUGUUAUCAUCUAUGUUUUCAGAUUGCAUGCACCUUGGCUCAAGUGUAAUAUUCUUAAUGAACUCGACAAACAAUUGCAGUUUGUAGUCUCGUCUUCACUUGGCUCUCCAGUUGUUUAUUCCUUGGUUGAGACUGUUCGAUCAUUCAUGUGUAAUUAUUUGUCUUCGAGUACUGAAAAUCUAACCAUUCAUAAAGUUGAAGCAUCAUCAUCACAGUCUGUGUUGGAAAAUCACGAACUAUCAUGUACGGUUGUAUCGGUGCCUUCAGUAAAAUCUCAUCUUCACAUAUCUCCCCAGAUUUUGCCAUUUGCUUUAAACUCAAAAGUACCAGAGAUUUAUCAUGGUGAACCGCUUAUAGAUCGUAAAAGCAUUUUCCAGGCUCAUUGUGCACGUGUUUCGACCCGUGGUGAAGUAUCCCUUUUUAUAUCAACACUGCUUACGGAUAGGAAAGUUGCUACAGCUACUCAUAAUAUCCUGGCUUGGCGUAUCUCCUCCAAAGAAGCUGACUGUGACGAUGAUGGAGAAACACAUGCAGGUGGUCGACUAUUACAUUUACUUACAUUAUCAGGAAUUGAAAAUGUAGCGGUUAUGGUAAGUCGAUGGUAUGGUGGUAUCCAACUUGGACCUGAUCGAUUCAAACAUAUCAACAAUGUUGCUCGCCUUUUGUUAACUGAACAUAAAUUCUUAUCGAAUACCAGUGACAUUAGUAAUAAUAAUGUUACAGGACAUCAGAAAAAGCAUAAACACGACAAAAAGAAAAAGAAAUAA
Schistosoma margrebowiei is the source of this 1270-nucleotide messenger RNA. The record is from the annotation of a GenBank genome assembly. NCBI's taxonomy places the organism in Eukaryota, Metazoa, Platyhelminthes, Trematoda, Strigeidida, Schistosomatidae.